Messenger RNA from Daldinia childiae, 1044 nucleotides. RefSeq lists its product as uncharacterized. The coding region runs from base 1 to 1044 and encodes 347 amino acids. The record is from RefSeq and is a predicted model, not a curated record. Gene Ontology annotation, molecular function: phosphatidylcholine lysophospholipase A1 activity. The transcript is spliced from 3 exons. NCBI's taxonomy places the organism in Eukaryota, Fungi, Ascomycota, Sordariomycetes, Xylariales, Hypoxylaceae.
AUGCUUAUGAAUUCUCCCUUCUCCGCGCUUUAUCUGCGCUGGAAGCAGCUUCCCAACCUCCAUAAAGUGAUAUCUGUGUCCGGCCUAUUUAUUUUCUUAUUAGUCGUAUUUCUUCAACCUAAUCCCGACGUUGCACGCGAUGGGUGGAACCGUCUUACACAUUCCGAUACUGGCCCUUUGGCUGGUGGAAUUCCUCUUCGUGUCAUGUUCAUAGGCGCUUCUAUGACUCUCGGUGAGCACUCAACUGGCGAAGUCGGUUAUCGAAAACAACUUCGCGACUGGAUGGUUGCUAGAGGCAAUCCAGUCAACUACGUCGGUCAGAACCGAUAUGGUGACUUCAAAGAUAACGAUGUCCAAGCAUUCGGUGCCCAACCUAUAAAGCCGACCCUCGAUCGCCUUAAAGAAGUCGUACCUCAAACCCAACCAAACUUGGUCAUAAUUAAUGCUGGAUCAAGUGAUUGUUUCCAGCUAGACCAUUGGGGACCGGCGUAUGUUUUUCAGAAAAUGCGCGACCUAGUUGACUUUAUCUUCGAAGCCUCGCCGCGAAGUACCAUUAUCAUGUCCACCAUCAUAAUGAGCCCGUGGGAAGGCACGGAGCGUUGCGUCAGGAGCUCUAAUGCCCAGAUACGUCAGGUGGCUAUCGACCUUAUUCGGGAGGGCAAGCCAGUGGUUAUGGCUGAAAUGCAUCAUGACCAGGGUCUACCGAAUCGCGUCGUGAAGCAGGAUAUUGGACCUGAUGAUAUGCACCCUACAGACAAGGGUUACUUCAAGAUGGGAGACAUCUUCAUAGAAAAGAUCAUAGAAGUUGAGAAAAACGGUUGGCUACAGGCCCCAGUCGAAAAUGGCGUCCCAGCAGAUGGCGAGGCUGCUAGAGAUGCUGAAGAUGCAAUCAACGCGAAUCAAGAGAAGGCAAAGGAGAAGGAAAAUAAGGAGAAAGAACAUAAGGAAGGAAAGGAAAGUCAGGACAAGAAGGAAAAGAAAUCCCCUAGCAGAAGAAGCCACGAAUGGGGGAAAGCGCUUAAUAGGCGACAUAUGGCCGUUUAA